AUGGGCGGCGGUGAAACCCCUGCAGGCGAUGAGAAAGAGCGAGACGGUGAGUCCUGCAUAGCCGUUGCCAUCUGCAGUUGAUGACUCUGUUUAAUCUAAACUCACAGCUUUUUAGAGUGGCAACAAGGCGUAAGCACAUUCCACAUUGAUUUUUCAUCUACAGGUUUGAUAAGCAGUCUGAUUUUUCCACGUGAUGCAUCGAAUAUGAUAAUGCGAAAAUAUCUCCUGACACAUCUAUUCCUCUUAACGCACUUAAAUUAUGCAAAAAACAUGCACUUAGGCAACAGCCACCGUAUGAAGUCCUGCAAUAGUGCGUAGUUCAAACGGGUUGUAAUUAGCUUAUCAGCACAAUGAAUGCUGAGGUCCACGUUUUGUCUCCAACCAACGGCAGUUUUUCUGGCUUGUUUCUUAAGCUUACCAUACAGAAGAUAAGAAUUGCACGGUAGACUGAAAUGAGUUUCGUCUGCGCAUAUCAAAUCUGUCCUGAAUCCUAACAAGAAGCGUAGUGGAUUUUGAGUUUGGUCCGUCCAGUGAGUCAGGAAGUAAUGAGAUGCCGGUAUGUCAUAAAUUCGAGGCACGCCCGGGAUGUCGGGACGACCUCCAGCUGCGCUGCCGAUUUGUUCACGCUGUGCUUGGUAAGCGAUUGGCAGAUCGACAUUUCGACCGAUAGGGCUUUCAUUUAAGUCGAUCUACAAUCGCUUACCAAUCACCGCGUGAACAGAUGAGCAGCGGAACAUGCUUGUUCCGUUGCGCUUUGGGGUUCGUACUAGAACGCUCGUAGGCAGUCCCACAGCGAGUAGUAGCAGAAGUAAAUGACAUGAUCGGUGGGCGUUCAUCUGUCGUAAUUGAUAUUCCCAAGCACAACCGACAGGACGACGGGCCCGUGGCUCAACGGUAGUGUCAAACUCCAUGACCAAAGAUCCCGGGUUCGAAUCUCAGGUGAUUCGCACUUGGGAUUGGGUAUGACUGGCUGAUUACAGCAAAUAAGCCAGAAAUGGCCAUUCCGACAUGCCUUGUCUUUGUGGGUACCAUGUCAUUUACAUCUACUCCUAGUCACUGUGCGCGUGCCUGCGAGGGCUCUAAUUUGAGCCUCAGGCCACAAUGGAACGAGGACGUUCCGUAACCUGCUCGGUUAGCGUCAAUCUCUCAUGACAUAUAGUAUAUAUAUUCGGAAGAAAUGAGUUCUUUGGGAUAGAUAAACAAAUCUAAUUGUCCAUUUUACACUUGGGUUCCCCAGGUCUUUCUCAGCCCCGAAGUAAUUGUGCCAAAUGGUUGACAUUUAAACGUGCCUAAAAAUCGAUUUUGCUCUGUCACUUCUGCUGGCGUAAUGUUCUGAUUGGCUGACGCCUUUUCCACUUUCUUUGGGGUUACUGUACAUAGCACCCAAUUCUAAGUGUUCAAAUAAUGCAUGAGUUAUCAGAAUGAAUGGCCUCUAAAAAUUCACGAUCUUUCUUGGAUAAGCAGACACCUACAAUGUGAGUCUUGUUCCAGGCGAAUUUGUGUCCAGUUUUCAGCGUAUGCAUACCAACUUGGGACAAGUGGUGUCGCCUUUUACGUCCAGUUGAUUUUCGUGUAUUCGUGUAGAGGCCGAUUUUCCAGUUUGACCACAGUAAACCGAAUUGUAGGUGUUGCAUGGUAUCUUAUAGACGACUUCCUUCUUAUCUAAAUAGCCAACCCUAUCCUUGGGAUGUUCAAGCUGGUUACGAAGUGUAGUCGUCGCCUUCUAGUCACGUAAAUUUGGUUCUUCCUCAAAAGUUCGUCAACCAGUUUGGUCACACUCUCAAUGUACGGAAGUGUUUGCCUUUUUUUUAGUUUGGACGCCUGAUCGGAACCAUCUAGUUUCUUGUCUUUUCUUUUAACUCUUGUCGUCUCAUGCAUCGGUGUACAAAUGAUCUAAAAUGCACAUUCCGAGAAAACAAGUUAAGCAAAUAAUUGAGUUUUGUUUGAUAGGUUGCGUUGUCAGAGCAGUGAGUUAUUGCUCGGUUGAGGAGGCUGUUGACGGCACUCCGUUUGUGAGAGAUCGGGUGAUUGCUCUCGUACUGUUUUUCUUGCGGUAAGCUGAAGUGUGAAAUGUUCCGUCUGGCUUUCUCUGUACGAGGACAUCAAGAAACGGGUAGCCUCUUCUGAGAGAAAUCAAGUUUUACCCGUCAGUUGAAAUUACCUGUGUAAGAGUGAGGUAUCCACACUAGGUACAUACAAACAAGCGGAUCGUGAGUGAGGGGUGUGGGCUGCGGUUGCGGCUCCCCUGUGCCCACUCCUUUCACACCCAAGUAAUUUGGCUGGGCAUCUCAUUCGCUGCUUUGUCCCUUUAAUCUGACAACGGUUCGUUGCUGACAACUUUAAAAUUCGCAAGUACAACUUGCCUUCUUUUCAAAGAACCUCCUUUUCAUUAUAUCGUUCCGGAAUUCAUAGUACAGCUCCUUUUCUACGUCAAUGUUCAAUGUUCUUUAUCGAAAUAAAUUAGACAACGGGCGCCCGGUGCAGUGGUAGAAAUGUGGACGUUUAGACAUUCAAUGAGGAAAGCUUCGGGAUUCAAGUCCAGGCCCAUAUUAACCUAUGGUUGGACAUGGCUGGCUGACGAAGGCCGAAAAGUCACACAUGGCCAUCCCUGUCUCCAUUAGUGGUCGCUGUACGUCGGCCUGCGCGAGCUCUAGGCACAGAGGGAGGGGCGUUUCCAGCGAAUGUCUCUCUGGUCUAUCUCAUUAAAUGCUAGUAGGAAUAAUGAAAUUUGCCUACAAUUCCAAAAGGCUCCUUGGAUGGACCUGUUACACUGAUUCUUGUACAGCACAUCUCCAGGAUAUUUCAAUUCAGCAAGGAUGUCCAGCUUACGAAUUAGUUCUUUUCGGGGCGCCUGGAAAAUGACACCAGACAAAACGUGACAACUUAAGCAGUAUUCAUUUUUCACAUUGGUCUUCGAUACUAUUAUAGACUCAGAUAUAUUUUGGAGAAAAAAUGAACAUAACCUUCUCUGCCGUACUACUUUGAUACCAAAUUACGUCUUCUUCAAAGUGUUUACUUAAAGAAGGCGCAUCUUUCAUGCUAGAUAAAGAUGGUGAUCAUGAGAUUUUUAAAGACCAUGAAAUGUCCAUUCAUGCAGUAUCGCAAGUGUAAACUUCUAAAUGUUUUUUAGAGUAUAAACAUGUUUCAAAUGCAUAAAAAACUGUAUGAAUGCUAAACGAUUUUUUCUCAAUAAUUAGAGGAAGAGCACAGUUCUUCUUAAAAGAUACGUAUGCAGGAUUUAGUUUUGAAACCUUGAGCGUAAGUAUAAAUGCAGGUUCAAGAUUAUUAAGGUCUUUCGGAUUUUUUUAAAACCAAACCAUACCUUUCUUCGGUAUAAACUUUAAAAAGAUUUGAUUUGCUGCCAGAGGAUUGAAAGAGUGCAUGCUUUCUAUAACAUACUUGAAUUUAUGAAAACAUCGGUAAUCAAUGGGAAGAAUUAAUACUACUUAGGUAUUGGUUUUUUACGAGGGGGCGUUUUGCACGCAGUUCGAUAAAAGCUCAUUCAAAAGCCGGAGUCAGAGUAUGACUAAAAUAUCUCAAAAUUAUGCUGCGCGAUGACUGAUAUUACAACCGCGCUCAAGUUGUCCCUUUUAUCUAUAAACACAUUGCAGAAUUUCAGACAACACUUCGUGAGAUAGCAUAUCUACUGUAAAGGCAUAUAUGUUUAUUAGCUAGCCUUUCAUAACACAACAGGUUGAUACAAAAUCGCAGCAUAAGUUCGAAUAAAUGCAAAUAUUUAUUGUCGGAAGUAUCUAAAACACAAUGGAGGCGGUGUCUGUAGUAGUCAACAACAACUAUUUCUAUUAAAAUAGUGUAUGCCACGUCCAUGGAUGACGAAAAACAAUUUCUUCGCUCUGUCAAUGGCGGCGGAACAACCACUAAUCCCACACUGAGUGUUUCAAAUAAACCUGUGUGCUGGCCAAAAGUACAAACAAAAAUUAACUGGGAAUUUCGCCACCUUCCUACUUUCGAUUACCCGAAACGCGAUUAGUUGACCUUGCGGCUGAUUAUAUCGUUAUUAGUUGAGGACGAAACCAGAUGUUGACAUCAUUUGACGUGCCACCCUCCCCCGCAUCUACAGUAUGUGUGCUAACUCAUGAAAUGUCAACCGAAAUUCCGAAAUGCGGUUUCGUUUUGAAAAGAUUAAUUGAGUAAGAUUUUACAUCUAAUCAUCUUGCAGUAUAAUUGCAUAAUAAUUCAUUUGCCUUGGGAUGCCGGCUUUUGAACGAAUUUCUUUCCGGCUACGUGCAGAAACAAUGCCCUGUAAAAAGUGACUGCUCAAGUCGCAUGCAUUUUUCUUAAUGUCCUCGUUGUCCUUUUCGUAGAAAACACACAAAAAUAUUAUUUCUUUCACUCAUUCGGUAAAAAUUACGUCUUCAUUCAAGUUUAUGCCCGAAGGAAGGGCAUAGUUUGGUUUUUAGAAAGUUUCUCAUUGCGGGAUUUUUUAAUACCGUGAAAUGGCCCUUCAUAAAUCAUGUGUCUGCAUUUUCGAAAACCGAAUUGUGCCCUUUUCGGAGUACAAAAUUGGAAGAAAAGUUAUUUUCUACUGAAUGAGUAAAAGAAUGUAUAUUUUUAUAUAUGUUUUCUCCGAAAUCUAAUUGAUUUGUUAAGAGCAUCGAAAUCAAUGAGAAAAAUGCAUGCUACAUAUGUAGCCUCUUUUUACAGGACAGUGUUUUUGCACGUAGCCGGAAAGAAAUUCGUCCGAAAGCCGGCCUCCCAAGCCAACUGAAUUAUUGUGCAAUUAUGCUGCAUGGUGAUUAGUUUUGUAAGCCUACUUAAACAAUCUUUUCAAAAUGAAAAUGCAUUUUGGGAUUUCGGCUAACAUUUCAUGAGUUAGCGCACUUACUGUAAAGAAGUCACAUAAGAGGCAGAGGGAGAGAGCUAGAGACAGAUAGAGAAUCAGUUAAAAAAUGUGCACAGCAAUGCCUCUCCUUGAGUCUUCAUUUCACUCUGUAUACCUGUCUUUCAUCUCCUCGUCUUACGCCGGUGCAGACGGGACACCGAGAGUCGCCCCAACAAAAUCAGCCGACCUCAUGCUGAAGCUGUUGAAGGAUGUCUCGACGUCCAAGUUGGUGCCUUCAACAUCAACGUCCCCAGCAACCAAUGGCGUGGAUCAACCAAGCGGAUCCUCUCCGGCUGCCAAGGCUGAGCUGCCCAUCCUCUACACACCCAAUCCUGGUAAAAAGUAUGCUUGUUGCGUGUGCGAGAACAUCCUACGAAGACCUGUGCAGUUCCACGUCUGUGGACACAACUGCUGCUCCAAGUGCUUUACCGACUUAAUGGCGUGAGUCAGCAACGGUACUUUUACUAGUCUGAAAUCAGACGUUAUGAUCGGGUCACUUGUAGAGUCUGUGAAAGUAUAAAUGAGAUAAAGAUAAAUCGGCGGGGCAGCAAGGAGUCUGGCAAAUUCUCUGUUUCGAGCUUGGUCAUAGCCUCGUAGGUUAUCUAUAUCCUUGAACACCAUCUUCGAUCGGAGGUACAAAGGAUCUGCACAAAUACUACACAAUCGGUCUGAGUAAUCGCAGUUUCUUUUCUGCCCUGUGAAAGAGAGGAACAUGUCGUUGAGACUUUUCCAUUCAAAAGGAGUCUCGCACCUUAAAAUGGCAUUCAGUCAUAUUGCUGCUACGGUUAAAAACUUACCAGUCAGUCUUUGUUCUAGUCUGCUAACUUAUCGCACCUUAAAAUGGCAUUCAGUCAUAUUGCUGCUACGGUUAAAAACUUUCCAGUCAGUCUUUGUUCUAGUCUGCUAACUUCUACCCCGCCCGAAGAUGUGCGCCUGAACAUACGUAGCUGUUUAACUGGUCUCCUACGACCAGCGAAGCAUCAACAAACAUUACUGGCUGAGGAAGAUGGAGUGUGUUCUCCGAGAUCAAGUCAAAGGUCUAGGGAAACGGUUUAUAUCUGAGCAAUUCCACCUACAGUGACUUUUAAUUAAUAUAUCGAUUUUUCCUAGCUGCUCUUGGCAAACCAACGACAGAUUGAUGUCUGCUGACUGAGUCAUCGUUUGAAGGGCACGUGCGAGUAGGUUUGCGGACGCUUUAACCGACCUGGUAAACGCCAAACUAGUAACUGGGUUGCACACUUUAACCAAAUUUAGUAGGCACUCAUUAGCACCCAAACUGUCGCCCGACAUGCGGAUAGCAUACAAAAGAGAUUGACAUUUUAAUCAUGCUUCACAAAGGACUCGUUUGCUGACUAACGUUUACUGCAUUAGACAGACGUUUUAUCCAGUGGUCUGACCGGAGUUUACUGCGCAGUUCCAACUUGUGGUUUUGAAAAUCCUGCAUACGACAUCUCAGUCAAAAUGCCUACUGAUAUGUGCCUUGUCUGGAUUCACUGCCCAGAAUUAUCCGCCGCCUUCGUUUGCUUGGCAGACAUCAACGUUGCGGAUUUUCUCCCAUGAAAAUGAGUGCUCUGUAUCCAGCGUUUGCAUAGCCACCCGAAAUAGAUGGCCUCCUCUACGUACAUCUGGCUGGUAUUGAUGAACACGACUGGAGCUACGUUUUUUGGUUGGCCAUAAUAGACUGGGUCGCAUUUGGUGCAUGAAACUUUUCGCUUGAAGCAGAAAAACCUGUACAUGGGGUGUCGUGGUUUUUUGUUCCAGCAUCAUUCGGUGUGCGGUAAUGCAUGAGGCGACAAAGCCUAAUGAGGAGAACGGCUUUUAGACGACGGCCUUGCGAAUGUUUCCUGACUUUGGGAAUUUAACUGGGCAAGUUUCAUGUCGGUUGAAAAUAACGCCUUACUUUUGGAUUACGAAAGUCGCACCACCUACUAUAUCCCCAAUUUAAUCUCGUCUAUACUCCCCCACCCUUUCCUGACACAAGCCGUAUAUUCGUUUGUAGAAGAUAACUAACGUGCCUAGUAAGAUUACUUUUUUUUCAAAAUUGAUGCCUCUACGGUUUUUGCCCCCCGAAGCGCGGGACAAAACGACGCAAAGAGAAAGAAUCUGUGUUAUUCCAACCAGGUUAGUCCUUCCUUGCAUGAAGAGUGUGUGUAAUAAUGUUGAGAAAGACAUCUGAGACCGCAUCAAAUACUGGUGUCUCAAAAACUGACGGCAACGUUACGCACCCUAGGGAUAGGGCUGGAUAUUUAUAUAAAAAGGAUGCAGUAUACUGUGAUCACACCGUCAAACCUGUUUUUAAAAACGUGCAUGGACUCCGGUUGAUAGGGUACAGGCGAUAGCACCUGUUCCAUGUAGUUAUGCAUGCUCUGGAUACUGGGCGCGCCCUUAUCUGUGACAGAACUCACAUUUCAUAAGAUUUUUCGACAGAUUUGAAUAAUUCCUCUGACCCAGCUGUGAAAUACGUGAUGUCAAAUGAAUAAUUAAAGUUUGCGAGACUACCUAUUAACUAAUCGAGCGUGGUAGUCGUACGAUGGAUUCUAGCUUGGUUGCUGCGGUAAUCUCGUUUAAAAAGUCUGCUUAGUAUAUUCGGAUUGAUGGAUAUUAUACGCUGACUUUACACAGACAUGAUUAAAUUCACGGACCCCCCAACAGGGAUUCGUAGCUCCGGUGGUUAGGACUGUGUCAGUACUCAAGCCUCGUCUUUGCUCUUGUGGUUUCGAAUCCCACGAAGAUUGCUAAAUUUUUCUAUAGAUAAAUUAAGUGAAGAAAUAGCCAAGUUGGUGUCCACUCAUUUAAGCAAUAUCGAGAAGUCCUCAGGACAUACGCCCAUGUGAAGCAUGUUCAAGUUGGUAUAAAGAUGUAAGUCCUUUAUACAAGAAUAAAAAGGAGGAAUGGAAGAGACGGCAGUCAAUACAAACGCGAUGACUGCCUUUGGCGAUCGCUUAUUGGCGCAAAAGGUAGACAGUGAUUGGUUUUAGGACGCAUUUGAAGGAUUAACUGUCUCGCGAAUUUGCCUCAUGUCUACAGACCUGCCGGGUGAUAAACGUUCCAAAAGUAUAGAAUCGACAUCACCGUUUUUUCAUGGCACAUGUUUAUCUCAAAUAUGCAUGCAUAUGUUGCCCAAUCAAGUGAAAACGUGCCUACUUCCGCAGGGAUGAAAAGAGUAUACCAUAGAAACAGACAUACAGUAGAUGUGCUAACUCAUGAAAUGUCCAAAAAAAUUUCGAAAUGCGUUCUCGUUUCGAAAAGAUAAACUAAGCAGUAUUGUAAAACUAAUCAUGAUGCAGCAUAAAUCUAUAAUGAUCCAGUUACCUCAGGGCGUCGGCUUUCGAAAGAACCUUUUUUCGGCUGCAUGCAAGAUCUAUACUCUGCAAACAAUGACUGCUUAUGUAGCAUGCAAUUUUCUCAUUGAUUUUCGAUGUCCUUGAAAAUUCAAUUAUAUCUCAUGGAAAACAUGGAUAAAAAUAUUCAUUCUUUUACUUAUUCGGUAGAAAAUCACGUCUUCUUUUUAAUUUCGUGGUCAAAAGAAGAGUUUAAUUCGGUUUUAGAAAACUUUUCUAAUUCCCGAAUAAUUUCGAACCCGACCUGCUGUUACACUUGCAUUCAGCGUUUCAAAACUACAAGCUGUAUAUUUUCCGUGUACGGAAAACCAUUCAUUUCUCUACGGUGUUAAGAGGAGACCAUAUGAGGUUCAUAAAAUUAAGCAGCGGAUUUGAGUAAUAUUGUUAACUUUACAAGCCACAUUCGUAAAUGCAGAUACAUGACGUUUCAUGAACGGCCAUUUAACGGUAUUAAAAAAUCUCACAAUUAGAAAGUUUUUAAAAACCGAAUUAUAGUUUUCUUUUGAGUAUGAAAUUGGAGGAAGACAUAAUUUUCUACUGAAUAAGUAAAAGGAUGAAUAAUUUUAUGCAUGUCUUUUAUGACAUAUAAUUGAAUUUUCAAGGGCAUCGAAUAUCAAUGACAAAAUUGCAUACUACUUAAAUAGUCAUUUUUGCAGAGUAUAGAUCUUGAUUGUAGCCGAAAAUAAGUUCAUUCGAAAGCCGACACCCUGAGGUAACUGGAUCAUUAUAGAUUUAUGCUGCAUAAUGAUUAGUUUUACAACACUACUUAAUUUAUCUUUUCGAUACGAGAACGCAUUUCGAAAUUUUGGUUGACAUUUCAUGACUUAGCACACCCAUGAGUUAGCAAUAUCUUUUAGUUUCUACCGUAGACAAACUUUGGCGUUGCGCCUCACUGGAUCUAAAGGGAAUCAAACCUAAUCACAUAUUCCGGUCUUUAGAACUGCACUGAGAAAAUGGUGGUGUUUUCGAAACCAGAUCGGUAUUGGUCAUCUGGAAACCGGCCGAGGGGAAUCUUCUUAUUCGGCAACAAAAAAACUCGAACAGUUAGAACGUCCUUGCCAAGGACCGCAUUUAAAGCGUCGGCGCACGAGAUGCUUCAAGUUUGAAUCAUAGGAGCCAUAUCUGCCAGCUGAAAGCUUAGUCCAUACGCCCAUUUUCUCGAUAAAUCUGCGGAAAAUAAUUAGAGCCCCCCAUUUUCUGUCACAUAAUAUCGAUUCCUCUUUGGGUUGGUUCAUCUGAUCUCUGAUUUAGUUUCACUUCAUAUUCUCUACUUGCACGCUCCUCGUCUGAUUGGCUUGGCUGCAACAGCAGUAACUCCUGCGAGGCGACUUAGGUCUCAGCCUGAUCAAGGGGCAGGCAAUAGCACAAAGCUUGGCAGACCUUGGGAAGGUCAGCUUGUCGAUUAAUUGGACUUAUACGUGCAAAAUACGUCCAACAUGAGGCCGCCUUGCCUGCGAAUAAUUUCGAACCAGGAGCGCAGUUCACUUGAAAGCCGGAGGUAAAGGGGGGCCGCUGGACGUAUUAUUCCAGCUGGUCCUUGUGUAGACAGAUAUCCAUUUGUCGUUUGGUUCCCCCAAGCUCUAGCUUUUACCUGCUUUUGGACCCAUGAUAUCUGCAAGCACUCAGGAAAUAAGGUGAUUGGUUGAAAUGGGGGACUCAAUAUCUAGAUUGAAGGAAGUAGAGUGGUACUUCUCGUGCCUGAGGCAAAACGAAAUCAAAUGAGCCAGUCCCUUUUAUCCAACGUCGAUUUACGCCCGCCAUGUAGUCCGUUCAGUGCCACCGUUAGAGGAGAAAACUUCUCACGUCUCCUCUCCGGUCUCAGAAUGUCUCUAAGUGGUUGGCCGUACUAGUUCUAUGUGCAGCAUCAAAAAAAGGUCCCCCAUGAAAUCAUGUACUAUAUCGUAAACUAGCAUAGCUAUGCAAUUCUAGUCAGUAUGACUUCCCGAAAGAACAAUCCCGUCCCACAAAGUUGUCUUACUACGGUGGACAUCCCGAGUGGGAAGUGUAACUCUGGAGAAGGUGUCAAGUGCUAUCUUUCAAACGCAACACAAACUUCGUUACACUUACUCACCGGUCAUCUAUAGAAUGGCUCUGUGGACAUGGUCUGCGUGAAACGGCUGGGGAUUAGAAUUCUUCCAGUACAUAAGAACUCCUACUAAGUACGUGAACCUGGUAAUCAUCUGGUGACUUUUGGAUUGAUUACCUAGGAAAUCGUGUCUGGGCAGUCAGCUUACAGUAUCAGAUUUGGUGGACUUCACACGUUACAGAAGAAUAGGUGGGCAGAUUUUCCCAAAGGUGAUUGAAAUUACGGCUCCCGGUGGAACCUCGUAGCUCUGGUGGCUAGACCGUUGGCUGUGCUGAAACCUUCCCCUUUUUUAUCAUGGGUUCGAAUCGCACUAAGGUCGCCGAGUUUUUCACAGUUGGGUGAGAAUGAAUUAUUCAAAAUUUGCCGAAACUCCUAUUAACAUACAAACUUCUCGUUUAUGUUUGAUCCACUGUCGGACAAUAGGGAUGGAUAACAAUCGGGAGAUGGCACCCAAAAAAUCCGUUACCUAGAAAUACUACCUUUAACAGUGGACUCAAACGCCUUCAGGCUAUAUCAGCGGUUGCAGGCCUACUUUCACGCACCGCUUGGACUUUCCCCGACAACCUAACAUGGGCUGCCCGAACGAACAUCGCAGGAGGUUACAUGGACGAUGGCCGCUAUUACCCAACCUUCCCCAUCGUUACACACAUACACCUGAAUAUACGGCAUACAUACGCAUUAUGGCAGUUUAUUACAAAACAAAAUCACUUUUAAAUAGGAUAAGUCUGCACAACAUGGGACAGGAACAGUUCCCAGGCAUCUGUCAAAGACAUGGCAUUGAGGCCAAACCAAAGACGAGACUAUACAUCGUCUAUGUGGGCCCACACAGCUUGACCACAUACAGGGCCUCCCUCGUGGAGUUUCCUUUUCAGUCUACUCCAAUAUGCCGCAAUGGCAUUGGUGUGCCGUCCGGUGGUAGGGGCCUUGAAGUUCUUUGAGUGGUUAACAGAGAAAUGUAGAUAACCUUCAGAGGGAAGACGAUUAUACGCCUCCCACUCGUCCGUUGUCACUAUACUGCCUUUGGCGACGCAUUUUUUAAUAACGGGACGGAGAGCGGGCCAACUUCGAUCAUUCAUGUGUUCAAAUAAGGCUUUCUGCCAGCUAGUAUCGUACAUCCCCACCAGCCAUUACCCAUAAAACCCCUAUUACCGCCUGUCCCGUAAAACAGGCUGCUUUCGUUAGGCGGAUUUUUUUGGGUGCCAUCUCCCGAUUGUUACCUAAAAAAUAACUACUUAAUUAGUUUGCGUCUUUUACAUUGAUUUUCGAUGGUGUUAUAAAUUCAAAUAUAUACUUUAUAUAAUCAUGCACAAAAAUGUGCUUUCUUUUACUCGUUCGGUAGAAAAUCCCAUUGUCUUCAAAUUUUAUACCCAAAGACAGUGUAUAUUUAAGUCUUGAAAAAGUUUCCCAAUUCCUGAAUUGUUUCGAGCCUGAUCAGCCGUUGCACUAGCGUUUAGCGAUUUCAGUCUACGAGGUGUAUGCCUUCCGCGUAGGGAAAAUCAUGCACUCCUCUAUGCCCAUCUCCCGAUUGUUACCUAGGGAUGUGAUGGUAGGGGAUGUACACCGAUCGUGCUUACGGAAUUCACUCGUUCCAUUGUGCCUUACGGGCUCUAUCUCGAGCCCAACCAGCAGCCGCACAGCGGCGAAUGACAUAGGCAGUAUGUCAUUACCUACAAAGACAAGGUAGACUGGAAUGGCCAUUUAUGGCUUAUUAGUCGUCGUUAGCCAGUCAUACCCAACCCUGAAGUGUGGAACACCCGAGGCUCGAACUCGCGACCUGUUAGUUAGAAGUUCACGUCUCUAACCACUGGGCCACGAGCCCGUUGCCCUGUCGGUUUCGAUCGGGAAUAUACAAUGGUAGGGGGCGCUCACCGAUCGUUCAUACGGAACUCACUCGUUCCAUUGUGCCUUAAGGGCUCUCUCUCGAGCCCAACCAGCAGCCGCACAGUGGCGCAUGAUAUAGGCAGUGUGUGAUGUGGUAAGAUCGCAUGGGGCAUGUGUCAAAACGAUCGCCAUCUAUUGUUUGUUUAAACCACCGGACAGACUUCCUCUUCUAUAACAGCCUAUAGCAUUUAUGGCUGAUUAGUUAUGAUGACGAAAGUAUUCCCGAAUCCCUGCCUGAGACCGAUGUCCAAGUCGCACAAGUCAAGUCACAAGAGGUUUUUAAAUCCUCACUGACCAAACCUUUCAUAUGCUAAACACCGCGUGUGUCCGACCGCAUGAUGAAUAUUAAGAGAAAUCUUCAAAAGUGUUCCUAGACAUUUAAAUUCGAGAAGAAUGUGAAGAUUCGGGCGACUAGGCCUGCUCCUUCAUCUUCAUGCCAUAGUGAAGGCAGAAACCAAUUGCCAUUUUGGAACCAUAAAAGUGCUUAGUGGUCUAGAUGAUGCUGCUUAUGCCGGAGGAAGUACUGACAAAGUCAAGAGGAACUGGGAUGGUCCUUCCUGGCACAUUUGCCGUCGUCAGCCAGCCAUACUCAGCCCCAAGUCUUGAUAACCCAUGAUUCGAACCUGAGUUCUCUGUUCAUUGGGCGUUAAGUAGUCCCUCUCUUUACCAUUUAGCUACGGGCUCGUUGUCCUCUCGGUUGUUAUAGGGAAUAUUUAAUAUAGUAAAAUUACCUUCACCGAUCGAGGUAAGGGGCAUGCUCGUCCCUUUUUUAGCUUCUUAAUACGCCCAGUAUUCGCGGGAGGGUAAAACAGCAGCUCACUUAACGUGCGAGUAUAGGUAAUUGGGAAAAUAAUUAUUCGCGGACACGUAUCAACCGAUGAAAGCAGUUUCCAGGAAAAUCGGCCCUAUCCCUCACCCUUUUGCCAGUGAGGAAGCGACUUUGUCCCCUGAGGAGUUCUAGACGGCUCUUCGGAUUAUAACCCCGUCUAGACUUAGAUGCCAGGCCCUCAUUUAGUUUACAGCUUAGAUGUAACCUGACGGCAGCAGACCCUUUCCCUGUGCACUGUUUAGUUGGCAUUAUUUGGAAAAAAAACGUUCUCAGCUGGUCAUCGCCGACCAUCAUUGGUCAACUUUUUCGUUAUCCAGUCAUUUUUCUACUUUUCUACAAAUUUUGUUACCUUCCAUUUUCUGGGUGGCUUUGAUCUUUGUCGCUCAUUGGUCUGUUUCCGAUCGACCACUUUCCAGAUAUCUGUCCAAAUGCUCCAGAUCUUAGUUCGGGUUUAAUCGUUACACGGAUUCUCUCAGUAAAUCAGGAAAGCCUACCGUUUACACCAGAAGCUUUGAUUGGAACUAUGAAGUUUAAAGGUACAUUAAGUGGGCUAACUCAUGAAAUCUCAACAGAAAUUCCGAAAUGCGUUUCCGUUUCGAAAAGACUAAUUAAGAAGGGUUGUAAAACCAAUCAUCGUACGGUAUAAUUCUAUAAUAAUUCAGUUACAUCAGGACGACGGCUUUCGAACAAACUUCUUCGCGGCUGCAUCUCAAAACCACACUCCGUAAAAAAUGACUACUUAUGUGGCAUGCAUUUUUUCCAUUGAUUUUCGAUGCACUUAAAGAUUAAAUUAUAUUACAUGGAAGACAUGCAUAAAAAUAUUCAUUCUUUUGCUCAUUCAGUAGAAAAUUGUAUUUUUUUUAAUUUUACACUUUUCCAAUUCACGAAUUACUUUAAACCCGACCUGCCUGUGCAAUUGCUUUCAGGGUUCCCAAACUAUCAGUCAUAUAAUUUUCAUGUACGGAAAACCGUACAGGUCUCGACGGUAUUAAGAGGAGACCAUAUGAGGUUCAUAAAAUUACGCAUUGGAUUUGAACCACGUUAACUUUACAAGCCACAUUGGCAAAUGCAGAGACAUGACGUCUUAUGAAGGGCCAUUUCACGGUUUUAAAAUGUCUCACAAUUAGAAACUUUUUCAAAACCGAAUUAUAUCCUUCCUUCGAGUGUAAAAUUGACAGAAAACGUAAUUUUCUAAUGAACGCGCAAAAGAAUGAAUACUUUAAUGCAUGGUUGCCAUGAAAUUUAAUUGAAUAUGUAAGUGCAUCGAAAAUCAAUGAAAAAAUGCAUGCUACAUAAGCAGUCAUUUUUUACAGAGUAUGGUUUUUACAUACAACCGGAAAGAAGUUUUUUCGAAAGCCGGCGUCAUGAGGUAACUGAAUUAUUGUAAAAUUAUGCUGCACGAUGAUUCGUUUUACAACCCUGCUUAAUUAAUCUUAUCGAAACGAACGUGCAUUUCCGGAUUUCGGCCAACAUUUCACGAGUUUGCCCACCUACUGUAGUCUUCAGUGCUAGUGAUGUUUCUUUAAGUUCGCAGUCGCGCAACCUACUCAGGGUUCGUAUACUGUCUGUGUCCGAGACCGAAUAUGGGCCUUCUAAACUCUUAAAUACAACCCUUUCCUCUUUUAGGUCAUCAGGACGCUGUCCCGUGGACGGUCAAGUGUUGGAGCGCAGCGAGGUGACCGUGGACAAGCAGAUGCAACGUGAAUUGGACCACCUAGGUGUGAAGUGCAAUUACUUCGAGCAAGGUUGCACCUGGACAGGCCUGGCCAGCGAGUUGGACGAACACUUGGAGGACUGCCAGUGUCGCCUGGUCACUUGCGUCUACGACUGCGGUGUAGAAUUCGAGGUCGGUAUUCUACUUUUCUGUCUUUGGACAGUAUCCAUCAGUAUCUGUGUGCCACCUAUAUCCCAUAGUAUGUUAGAAGCGGGCUUGUCAAGGGCAGCGGGGUGUGCGACUUUUCGAUUGGACAUUUCAAGGUCACGCAUUCAGAUGGUCGAUUAUGACUUCGAUGCGCUUUAAGUCACUGCAAGCGAAUACCUUUUUAAAAGCAGAUGGCUCAUUGGCAUCCUUCGGAAUGCAUGGCACGACAGACAGGCCCUGUUAAGGAAUAAAAUAGACUAGAAAUGAAUGAACGACUUUUUUGAAAACUCGCUUCGUCCGGUGGGGCCUCGUAGCUCAGAUGGUUAGAGCGUUGGCUGUACUAAAGUCCUCCCCUUACUGCGCGGGUUCGAAUCCCACCGAAAUGCCGAGUUUUUCACAGUUAGGUCAAUAUGAAUGUAUAAUAUUUUAGUUUACUAAGGGGUUUACUUGCCGUUUCAAUUUUCUAAUGUACCGUUUGAGACCGCUGUUUCACAUUAAGCAUUUCUGCCAGCUGAAACAGGAAGCCAACAUCAGGCUAACUGCCUGAACAAUAUCUUUUGACGGUUUCUCGAGCGGUAGACGAUUUUCGAAUUGUCGGUUUUUGAGUCUUCCACACAUUUUCCAAAAGCAGGCGGGCAGCAGACGGAAUUAGGUCGCGAGACCUUGGUAUAUCUUAGAUUUGAAAAAGACAGUACAACUCGCGGGUACAAAACUCCUUGCUCUUUUGCAACUGCAAGGUUUUGAAAUUCACAACUGCUGUACUUCACUCAUUUAAGAUAAUAAGUAAAGAUAGAGUUUGAGGAAGGGGAUAUGAGCAUCAAGGCUUGACUUAAGCCUUUAUACUUCCACACUUCAAAUUUCUGGGGUAAAGUUCUGCACCAAAUGUCCUCCUUCUUCCUACUUUGUCCGUUCUUAUACUUGUCCCCUCAAUGUGAUCGGUAUAACCGUUGACAUCAUUGCUGUCGCUAAAACCGCCGCCGCCGCCGCCGCCGCCGUCACCACCACCACCACCACCACCACCACCACCACCACCACCACCACCACCACCACCACCACCACCAUCACCUCUCGUUUGCAUUCCCUAAUAUACAUCUUUGCUUUUUUGGACGAUUGCUACAUGUGGGUUUAAUUCGAAAUCUGAUGAGGUUUGGUGUCUGUUUGAUUUUCCCCAUCUGUCGUGCAGCUGCGCUUCUUGGAGCAGCAUCUCAGGUCGGACUGUCCUCGUCGACCGGUGGUCUGCCAGUUUUGUCAGGAGAAGAUUGAGAUGCAGGAGCAGCCCCAGCACACAGAAACCUGCAAACGCUUUCCCAUAGCCUGCCCCAAUGGCUGCAAACGUAGUGAACUGCCCAGGGAGGAGCUGGCUGAACACCUGGCCCUGCACUGUCCCCUGCAGCUCAACAACUGUCCCUUCACGGAGUACGGCUGCACAUUUCGAGGCAAAAAGAAGGCCAUUAGGGAUCACCUAUCGGAGGAGAUGCUGCUGCAUAUGUUGUUGCUGCGGGAUGCACUGCACGAGUUCCGCAACCUCUUGGACUUGCAGGUAUGCAUCCACAUAACCGCAUUUCACCGGAGGGGGUAGGGUGGGCGAAGUGCCGUUUGCGAUGUCUGCUGGGCGGUGGGCGUGGACUGUCGCCAGCUGUCAUGUUGUAUAAAAGGAAAACGACAAUAACAGUCCGUCCGUCGCACACGACCAGCUCUACUACCUGAGACGUCCACUGAGGUUGUUUCUAAUGAAACAGACCCCUGUAUGCCUAUCUCACAUGCGCCUAGAAUACCCAUUGCACCGGCUACUGUAGGGCGGAGGACCCCAAUUAGACGUCGGUGGACUGUGGAUCGUGUACUUAUGCAUGAAAUGUCAAAUGAAAUUCCGAAAUUCCGUUUCGUUCCGAAAAGGUAAAUUAAGUAGGUUUGUAAAUCUAAUCAUCCUGCAGCAUAAUUCUAUAAUAAUUCAGUUACCUCAGGAUGCCGGCUUUCGAACCAACUUCUUUCCGGCUGCAUGCAAAAACUGUACUCUCUCAAAGAUGACUACUUAUGUAGCAUGCACUUUCCUUAUUGAUUUUCGAUGCCAUUAAAAAUUCAAUUAUAUUUCAUAGAAAAUAUGCAUGCAAAUAUUCAUUCUUUUGCUCAUUUGGCAGAAACUUACGCCUUUCUCCAAUUUUGUACUCGAAGGAAGGGCAUAAUUCAGUUUUCAAAUUUCCGACUAAAUUUGAACCCAACCUGCCGUCACGCUUGCAUUCAGGGUUUCCAAACUACAAGCCGUGUAGAUUUCGCCCACAGAAAACCACACAUUUCUCUACAGUAUUAAGAGGAGACCAUAUGGGUUUCAUAAAAUACAACGAUAGAUUUAAGCCAAACUGUCAACUUAUCAAGCCACGUUGGUAAUUGCGGAGACAAGGCGUUUUAUGAACGGCCAUUUCACGGUAUUAAAAAAUUCCACAAUGAGAAAUUUUCUAGAAACAGAAUUAUACCCUUUUGGAGUAUAAAAAUGGAAGAAGACGCAAUGUUCUACCGAAUGUGCGCAAGAAUGAAUAUUUUUGUGUGUGCUUUUCAUGAUAAAUAGUUGAUUUUUUAAGGGCAUCGAAAAUCCAUGGGAAAAUGCAUGCUACGAUAGUAAUCAUUUUUUCCACAGUGUGGCUUUCGCACGCAGCCGGAAGAAAGUUCAUUCAAAAGCCGGCAUCCUGAGGUAGCUGAAAUAUUAUACAAUCAUUUUGCAGGCUGACUACUUUUACAACACUACUUAAGUAAUCUUUUCGAAACGAAAACUCAUUUCGGAAUUUCAGUUGACAUUUCUUUAUUUAGCCCACAUACUGUACUUGCAUUAUAUAUCUGAGUACUGAUGACUGAAGGUUGCACUUAAGACCAGAGGAACAAAAAACGGAGAUCAGCUGAGCAUGACGUUUACGAUGACAGAAAUGUCUGCCGGGGCAUAGGCCCAGUUGUGCGAAGGUCAGGCACUUUUUCAAGCUGGAUACAGUAUCUGCAUACAUUCAUCAUUUUACUCGAAAGUAUCGAUUUUGCCCUCGAUCGUCUUCUAUGUUUUCCUGCAUUCCGUCAACUUGCCGUCCGGCCUGCUGCGCCGCCAUCCACCACAUUCCCGUAUGACACAAUUAACAGUAUACUGACAGCCAAUCGGGAUCCUUCAUAUUAUUGUUGCUCCACCGUCUUCCAGUGGUCACAGGGGGCAUAUACGGGUGUGGGUUGACUCGUGAAAUGUCAACCGAAAUUCCAAAAUGCGUUUCCGUUUUAAAAAGAUUAACUGAGAAAGAUUGUAAAACGAAUUAUCAUUAAUAAUUUAGUGGCCAGAGAAGGUCGGCUUUCGAACGAACUUCUUUACGGCCGCAUUCAAAAACUGUACCCUGCGAAAAUGACUACUUAUGUAGCAUAAAAUGUUCCCAGUCAUUUUCGAUGCCCUUAAAAAUUCAGAUAAAGUUAAUAGAAAACAUACAUGAAAAUAUUCAUUCUCUUGCUAAUUUGGUAGAAAAUUACGUCCUCUUCCAAUUUUAUACCCGAAGGAAGGGCAGAUUUCGGUUUUCAAAAACUUUUCCAAUUUCAGAAUAAUAUUGCAUCCGCUCUACCGGUACACUUGGAUUCAGAGUUUCCGAACUACAAGCCGUAUAUUUUCCGUGUACGGAAAACCACACUUUUCUCCACGGUAAUAAAGGGGGACUGUAUAGUGUUCAUAAAAUUUAACAGUGGAUUCGAUCCAUAUUGUUAACUUUACAAGCCACAUUGGUAAAUGCAGAGGCAAAACAUUUUAUGGGCGGCCAUUUCACGGUGUUAAAAAUCACAAAUUUAGAAACUUUUUUAAAACGGAAUAAUACUUUUCUUUCGAGCAUAAAAUAAGAAGACGAUGUCAUUUUCUACCGAAUGAGUAUUUUAAUGCAUGGUGUCCAUGAAAUUUAAUUGACUGAUUAAGGGCAUCAAAAAUUUCUGCGAAAAAUGCAUACUAAAUAAGUAGGCAUUUUUUUACAGAGUGAAGGUUUCGCAUGCAGCUGGGAGGAAGUUCAUUCGAAAGCCGACAUCCUGAGGUAACCGUAGUAUUAUAGAAUUAUAUUUUACAACCCUAAUUAAUUGAUCUUUUUGCAAAGAAAGCGCAUUUUGGAAUUUCGGUUGACAUUUCAUGAGUAAGCCAACUUAUUGCAAAUGAGUUUGCAGUGGGGCAGACUUGCGUGCGGCGUCUACCGCCAACUCUUCCCUCACCUAUCAACCUUUGAUGUCGAGGCAAUUUCAAGACGACCGGGUGGUAGACUUUGGGAGCAGGGAUUGACAAGGCUAGGCACCCACUCGACCUGCUCGCCACACGUGUCGAGUUUUUGCUGAAGGGGAGUUUAGAUCAAAUGCCCAUUAAAGUGUCAUAGAGGUUACAUCAAGCAGAAGCCCGUGGGCCUGAAUGCCAUCUCUUAAGCCCUUAACCCCACACAUACACACCGUACCGACUACGAGAACUGAUUUAUCCAGUCAGCUGGCGACCUUCCAAGCCACGAUUUUUUCGCGAUGUGAUAAUUUCAAGGCGCUUUGGACUUUCUACGAUGAGGGAUGUGCUUAAGGAAACAGAGCAAGUGUGUCAGGAUCACCGACGACCACUGAAUCAGAACUGGGCGGUACAGUGUCCCUAACCCUCAGUAGCGACGUUAUGCGAGGACAAGCUGAUUCAGUACCCUCGUGCGCCCUCUCUCGCUUCGAAAUAACGUUUCCAGCAAGGGUGAUGAAAAGAGGGAUAGUCACUAACUACUAACUCCCGUCGGUCUGGUAAAUCCCCCCUUUCCAUGCGAUAGCUUCGAGUCAUACUCAUAAAGAUACGAAUUACCAUAGGUACUACAGUAGAUGUGCUAACUCAUGAAAUGUCAAUCAAAAUUUCGAAAUGCGUUCUCGUUUCGAAAAGAUAAAUUAAGUAGUGUUGUAAAACAAAUCAUGAUGCAGCAUAAAUCUAUAAUGAUCCAGUUACCUCAGGGUGUCGAAAGAACUUAUUUUAGACUGUAUGAAAGAUGGAUACUCUGCAAAAAAUGACUACAUAUGUAACAUGCAAUUUUCUCAGAGAUUUUCGAUGUUCUUGAAAAUUCAAUUAUAUUUCAUAGAAAACAUGCAUAAAAAUAUUCAUUAUUUUACUCAUUCGGUAGAAAAUCACGUCUUCUUCCAAUUUCAAACUCAAAAGAAGAGUAGAAUUCGGUUUUAAAAAGUUUCAAACUGUGAGAUUUUUUAAUAACGCUAAAUGGCCGUUCAUGAAACGUCAUGUAUCUGCAUUUACGAAUGUGGCUUUAAAAGUUAAUAAUAUUGCUCAAAUCCACUGUUUAAUUUUAUGAAACUCAUAUGGUCUCCUCUGUACACCGUAUAGAAAUACAUGGUUUUCCGUACACGGAAAAUAUACAGCUUGUAGUUUUGAAACCCUGAAUGCAAGUGUAACAGCAGGUCGGUUUCAAAAUUAUUCGGGAUUUAGAAAAGUUUUCUAAGACCGAAUUCUACUCUUCUUUCGAGUAUGAAAUUGGAAGAAGACGUGAUUUUCUACCGAAUGAGUAAAAGAAGGAAUAUUUUUAUGCAUGCUUUCUAUGAGAUAUAAUUGAAUUUUCAAGGACAUCGAAAAUCAAUGAGAAAAUUGCAUGCUACAUAAGCAGUCAUUUUUUGCAGAGUAUAGAUCUUGCGUGCAGCCGAAAAUAAGUUCUUUCGAAAGCCGACACCCUGAGGUAACCGGAUCAUUAUAGGUUUAUGCUGCAUGAUGGUUAGUUUUACAACACUACUUAAUUUAUCUUUUCGAAACGAGAACGCAUUUCGAAAUUUUGGUUGACAUUUCAUGAGUUAGCACAUCUACUGUACGUUAAAAUGGAACCACCCAGCCUUUGUCGCCACACAAUGGACCAAGCACGGCCGUCGAUUAAGGAAAAAGUAUCUGGUCUGCCUUUUUGCUGGAAUGCAGCCAAUUAACGAGAAAAUUUGGCUCGUGACUUCUGUUGUACGAUGCACGGCGAUGUUAAUCCGUUUUGGCCGGUGAGGACCGACACAAUGUCAGAAAACGGCGAGAACUUGUGCAGACACGGAAAGUAGCCUCCCGCAAGGCGGGUGACCUUGAGCUAGCCUCCAGGACGGGCAUCUAUUCCCGUGUAUUUACCCUUAUUUCCCUAAAAUGUGACCUUAGACCGCCCAUAUCAUACCGUCACGUCUCAUAAAACAUGGGGCUUGAUCCACGUCUAGUUCAAUAACUUGUGAGCUCUGUGGCGCCCUAGUAGUGUUGUAGUCAUCCGACAAAACCUCAAAUAGCAGGCCAAAACCGGAGGCAUCGGAGGGGGGGGUUUGUCAUGGACAGAAUCCCGUGUUGCUACCUCGGCCUGAGCAGGUGCUAACGGUAUUAAGUCAUGACUGAGACAGAGAGAGAGAGACAGCAGUGUCUACUGCUUUUAUGGGUCUGUGGGAGCGAGUCCAAGUGCUCCGGUGGUGGCAUGCUAAACUGGGACACAGACGGCUCUAGCUGUCUGAAUAGGUGCGUAUACUCAUAUUACAGUCGUUCAGAUAGUAGAAUCAGUGCGUCUGGAAUCGCUCGCUGAGGAGCAUUGAUCGAAGUCGCCGAGCAUCACAAUGGCAACCGUUAGCCAAAGUUCUGGACGGCCUCUUCGGCAGAGCACGGAGGGAUGCAUGAGGGGCUCUUGAAAUAACUCACGUAACACGUAACUCAGAAAUCUUUGAGGAAAAGGAAGUGCCAACCGGAUCAUGGGCAUUGUUUGUCUGACGUUUUGAAGAACUUGGGCGGCUCUCCAACAUCAAAGCGUCUAGUGCAAAAAUCGAUCAGAAUUUUGAAUAAACAGCCGAAUUAUUUGGCCUUGGGCUGAUCGAUUUUUUCCUCUCUCGUCGCCUUGGCCUACUGGCCGUCUUUUGUGGGUUUUGGUGGCCUCCGGUUUUGUGUGUCGUCACCUCCAUUGGGGGUAUUCGCGUUUGUGUCCCGUUUUUGGGUGAAUUGGUCGAUCAGCCAAAGGCCAGCUAAUUCGGCUGUCUAUUCAAAAUUCUGAUCGAUUUUCGCACUAAAGGCUUUUAUAAUGUAGAGCAGCCCAAGCUCUUCGAAACGUCAGCCAAACAAUUCCCAUGAUCCGGUGAGCGCUCCCCUUUCCUCAGAUUAUCGACCCGGAUCUCUUCCUUUUGCUAACCUAAGCUCAAAAUAUCUUUAAUUAAGCAAGCACGCAGGUAUUAUAAAAGAUACCUAGUGUCAAAGUACUUUAUGUUUCAGGUACAGUCUUAAGUUGAAACGCCGUUUUCCAAAAUGUGCGUAAGAUAAGAACCCCAAGCGUAUCUUUUCCCAUAAGUACGAAUAGAUUUUUUGGGUUUCGAAGAUUCGUUUUAAAAUAACCUUUCAGAAGCAAGCCGCCAUGCUGACAGGUAGGGCUGAGGUCGAUAUCAUGAUUAACCCAGAUUAACCCUCCGACCUCUCCAGGGUGGUCUUUUGCAAGUAGAAAUACGGAGACAUUUUGAUCGACAUCGUGCAAGCUUCGUCACAUGUUGUUCGCGGGCAACGACACAUCGCCGCUUGAAUUGUAUGAGCCUAACAGUCAGUCUGCCCAGAAUCAACCUAAGUUCCUGGUAUGACGUUCUGCAGUGGUCUGUUGUGAAUCAUUGACCGGAAGGUGACCAGUAAUGUAGGGAUCGUCAGAAAUCUUGAGUGACCGGUAGUUCCAAUCUUUCAGAACUAAUGUUCAAAUACCCAUCCUUUGAUUGGUAACGUUUGUCUUCCAUAGUCUGACAAGCACCUACAGACAUUCUGAAUGCUGCGGCCGUUGUCUUAUCCUAGUUUUGCUAAAAGACAGCCUUCGAGAUGUCGCUCAAAACUUAACAGAUGGUUCGUGAUGGUGGUAUUUGGAAACAGUCAGUUUAAAAACAUGCAUGUAAAGGUGUCUUUGACGCUCGAACACGCCUGCACCUCUUCUGUUCCCGACCUCACAUGGAAACGGUGUUCUUCAGUCUGUCAUGACUGCAGGUCCGAAUACGUGGGUUUCCUUUUAGCCAGGCAGUCGGCUUGGAGCAGCCACAAACAGUUACAUUACGAAGAUAGAACAACGGCCGGAAAUCGACAACGGUAAAAACAACAGAAGACAAGGAUUGUCAUUUCCGGCUUACUCGAAGUCAUCAGAGAGCCGUAACUCACCCUAGAGCCCAAAAUAGGGAAUUUGACCCGGGUUCAGUUGGCCCUUUGGUUCUGGACCUAGUCUGCGUCAUUGGAGGUCAGGAAGUCCGAUUUAGGCUUAGAUGCCUUUAAACGUGUAGGAUUCUGCAUUUUUUACACUGGAUGAUACGAAACUGCUAUGACUUAGCUCGAUCUGACGGUUACGGUAGUUUGUGCCUAUGUUGGUUUUGCCGCCUUCCUAUAGAAUGCUAACUAUGGAAACACGUACAGUGCGUGACCUAUCUCAUGAAAUGUUGGCUGAAAUUCUGAAAUGCGUUUUCGAUUAGGAAGGAUUACUUGGUCGCGGUUGUAAUACUGAUUAUCUUAAGGCAUACUCUUAUAACAUUUUGGACUCGGCAGGAUGUCGGCUUUUAAAGGCACUUCUUUUCAAUCUUCUGUAGAAAGUGCGCUUGGUAAAAAAUGACUGCUUAAGUAGCAUGCAUUUUUCCCAUUGGUUUUCGAUGGUUUUGAAAAUUUGAAUAUAUCUUAUAGAAACCACAAACAAAAAUAGACUUCCUUUUAGUCAAUCAAUAGAUAAUCACGUCUUCUUUAUAUUUUAUACUUAAAGAAGGAGUAUAAUUAGGUUUUAAGAAGGUUUUCUGAUUGCCGACUAAUUUGGAGCCUAAUCAUUCGUUGCAUUAACGCUUAGUGAUUACAUUCUACAAGGUGCAUGCGUUCCGCGUAAAGAAAAUCCCAUAUUUUUCUAUGUCCUUAAAGAGAUAUCAUACCGGGUCCAUAACAUUUUGCAAUGGAUGCGGAGCAUGUUGUACAUUUCAUGAGGAGCAUUGGUAAACGGCCAGGUACGAUGCAAUAUGAAUGGACAUAUCGCGGUCUUAAAAAGUCUCAUAAUUAGAAACUUUUUUAAAACCUAAUUAUACUUCUUCCUUAAGUAUAAAAUAUGAAGAAGGCGUGAUUCUCUAUUGACUGACUAAAAGAAAGCACAUUUUGUUUGUGGUUUCUAUAAGAUAUAUUCAAAUUUUCAAAACCAUCGAAAACCAAUGGGAAAAAUGCAUGCUACUUAAGUAGUCAUUUUUUACCAAGCACGCUUUCUACAGGCGAUUAGAAAAAGUGCAUUUAAAAGCCGACAUCCUGCCGAGUCCAAAAUGUUAUAAGAGUAUGCCUUAAGAUAAUCAGUAUCACAACCGCGACCAGAUAAUCCUUCCUAAUCGAAAACGCAUUUCAGAAUUUCAGCCAACAUUUCAUGAGAUAGGUCACGCACUGUACGUGCCGUUCCACUGUUCCUUUGGUAUAAUUCCGCUCAAGUGUGCAUUCCUGAUUGACAGUGUGACUGACAAACGUUCAUGCAAUAGUUGGAUAAAAUUGCUUUCUAAAUGAAGAUUAGGAAACUCUUUUGCUGGCUAAAUGUCCGAAUUAUGGGCUUUAGAAAAACAAGGUAGGCUGAUUGUACCAGUUUUACUGGUUCCGAUGCUGUUGUCAAGAUGAUAUUUGCCUUGAAAAGUAGCCUUUUUCCAAAGACCAACUGUUUUCUGCGUGGUCUCAUGGUUAACUGAACAAUUGUUCCGUCGCCAUGGCAACAUGUGUCUACUGAAUGCAAAGCGACAUGUAGGAGGAGGAAGGGGUUCGCGUGUUUUUUGUUUUCCCAUCUUUUCUGAAAACGUUUAUUGAAGUCAUGUGUGCUUGGAAAAACACACCACAAUAUAUAAUAUUUUGGUGCGCUUUGCCAGACCAAGGACAGCGUAUCAGAACGAUCACGUAAGCAGUAUUAUUCGCGUUGCUUGAUGCCUAUUGAAUAUGUACAUUGCGGUGUCCCCUAAGGCAAACGGAAGUGACCGACCUGAGAAAGUUUACAGAACGAUGAUAUCGAAUCGCAUGCAAUUAUCUGUGUAGAAAUGAGAAGAGUGAUGGAGAUGUUACGAAUUACAGGAUGCUUGAAAUUUCCAGUUAGAAGAGAGGCAGUUUUCUUUUUUAGAGGCCGGCAUAUGAACAAAUGGGGAAGCGAAUAGCACAAGGGACUUGUUUUUCAGACAAACGUUACUAAAAGCAGCAAAGAGGUUGUUUCCUGGAAACAGUCAUGGAGAAGGAGACUCGAUUGCUUGAACAAGAGCUUUAUUCGCCUGACGUUUCGGAUUUCUGCUCGAACUAAUUAUCAGAGACAACUGCAGCUACGGGUAUUUUGGGUAUUUAUGGGAUGCAGUCGCCAUGCUACCGCAUACCUAGGACUAUUUACGGCUCCCCUCCCCUUCAACAGGGAUCUUUGCACUCGGUGUGCUGACUGUUUGAUGGCUGAGAUUCGAGUCGUUAAUCCUUUCCGUUUCAUCACAUGUGCUGGAUAUUGGUGUGAUGAUUGCUCGACCAUCUGGCACAUCGACUCUGACCUUGUGGACAGUGUUCACUUGUGCGCUCCCCGCGUGGCUUGUUCUUCGACCUAGGCGAAGUCUCAGCACCGAGUAUGGAAGAGGAAGGUCACCGGUGCUACGGCCACUUGCUGGGGCACGCAGUGAGCAUUGUCGCUUGCAACGGUCCAAAUGUCGCUCGUGGAGUCUCCUGGAUGGAGAUGCACGCACAUGGGCGUCUGUCGUGCAGUUACCUCAAGGCGGCUGGUUUGUCUUUCAGGUCGGCAGAUCCGAAAUGGCACCGUGUGGCAUUGUGGCAUUGCAAGCAGUGCCAAGGAUUUUGCGAGCAAUGACACCUGCUGACUUAAAACUGUACAUGCGAACACUUGAUGAUCGCCUAUACUCCUCUGAAGCAUCGAAGAAAUUGUGAACUUGACAACGGACAAGGCGAUGAGACCAUACGACUGGCGGGCACGUGGGUCAUAUGGGAUGCUUCAGUUGCAAAUGUGGACUUCUCCUCCUAUCGCAACGGACCACACAGUCUAUUGCCGCGGUAGAUGUAACUGUAGCAAGAAUUUUCUCAUGUUACGAAUUAUUCGGCGGGGACAUUUACCGUUGGUGGAGGGACACUCACCGAUAGUUUUUAAGGACCUCACUCGUCUCGUUGUGCAUUACGGUCACUCUCAAAAACCCAACCAGCAGCCCCAUGGAUGCGCCACCGUGCGGCUGCUGGUUGGGCUCGAGAGAGAGAGAGCCUGUAAAGCACAGCGGGAUGAGUGAGUCUCUUAAGAACGAUCGGUGAGCGCCCCUCCAUCAUUGUAUAUUCCCAAUUGAGGCCGACAGGACAACAAGCCCGUUACUCAGUGAUUAGAGGCGUUAGACUUCUAAGCAACAGGUCGCAGGAUCGUGUCCCAGGUGUUCCACACCUACGGGUUGGGUAUGACUGGCUGACGAUAGCUAGUAAGCCAGAUAGGGCGAUUCCAGUCCCCAUUUGUCGGUAGUACCAUUCUAAUUUUACUGUUGUCAGAACUCCUCAAUUAAAUAGAUUGUAGCUACGCUUCUGUUCAGUCUGACAAUGGGCUGCAUUUACUAAUACUAACUAAAGAUCAACCAGUCAGGCUCUAUCUUUAUCCAGACCAUCGAAUAAUGUUCAUCCGCCUGCAGGUUCAGGCCGUCCACGAAAGUCAGGCAACCAUCAAGAAAUUACAGACGAAACUACAGAGGAGUGAAGCCUACUUUGAGCCUUCGUUCAUCUGGCGCAUCGAGGGCUACCGCCAGAAGUUCGAAGAGGCACAGCAGGGCAAACGGACUGCCCUCUUCAGUCAACCCUUCUACAGGUACUUGCCACAAUUGCCAAGUCGAUUAUUCUGCUGGACUAUUUGACCAAUCGGUUCGGUGAAAGUUCUUGUUUUCACAGACAGAGGUCUGGCAACAACCAACCUAAACCAGCGAUAUAGGUCAGUACGGACUAGGAGGUUUGGAGUGCCAGACUCUUGGUAAAUUCAGUUCAGUUGCACUUUAGUUGAUUGGCAAAUGAAAGAUUAACGCAAACUGUCCUACACCGGUUAAUAAAGGCUACUGAUGGAAAGUGAGUAGCUUGUACAGGCGGCAUUAAAUUGACCAAUAUGAGGUCACGACUUAAUUGAGAGGAAGUUACUUGCAUUGGACUUCAGCGGUUAGAAACAAAAAAAUCGUUAAUAAUUACGAAUAACAGAGAUCUGGGAGACUAGAAUGACGAGUAUGACCUCCUUUUACGACGAUAGCCCAACCCCGGAGUGGGGUGACCGAGUCCAUGAACGGGACCUCCACAAGAGAAGCUAAGGCUAGAACCCGUAGUCUGCCAUCCGGUUUAAGAUACCUUUGGUUCAGCUCAAAAUUCAGCAAGGCCGCCAAAAGUGAGCAUUUGCGUCUAUAAUGCGUUUGUCCACCGCUAUGUGUGAGCUCUUGUUAGGAUUUUUGGACAAAAGAUAAAUGCUUUCAUUUGUCCACUAGACAAGUAAAAUAAGUUAUGGCCACUCCUGAAAACCCACUCACAUAUUUUACGCUUUCUCGCAAUAGAUUUCAACAGCUUCAACUAUAUUGUUCUACGAGAAACAGUUGACAAACAUUUUGUUUCUUAGUUUCGUUUUUUACAACCUUACGCACUGUUAACUGUUCUCAUAUGUUAUAAAGAAAUAAUCAGAUUUGGGAAAUCAUAAUUGUGAGGCCGUACCAGAUAUCAUUUGGUAAGUCCCCCAAUGAUAUUCCUGUCAUGUUCCUUAAACCUGCCUGCAGAUCCUGGCAUUUGGUGCCUAUCUGGAUGUUAACGUGAAUGAAAUGUAUUGAGCCGCCUUAAGUGAAUGUACAUCUUAAGUGAUUGUGAAACCGCGAGCAGAUAAGUCGCAGUCAAAAAACGCAAAAACAGUUCAGCAUUAUCCCGGCGGAAAUCCUCAUUUCCUUCAGAUAACCGGUUUUUGAGGAUAACAUUUCCUAAAGCACUACCGAAAAAGUAUUCUGUCAUUCAUGGUUUACAUGAUGAAUGGUUGGUAUCAAGUAACCUGACUGGAUAAAGUUAGUGGAUCGUGUGAUAACACUGCUUCAGUCGUCCGCUUCAUUCUGGCACGCAAUUUCACGUAGGUCGAUGGGCAGUCUUUCGCCGGACAUUUCGAGGAUCUGCAUGAUGACCAAGGGACCAUAUGGUAAAUGCGCCUGACUAACACCAAUACGAGAGGUAGGUCGGAGUCUGACAGGCGUUGUCGGCAAUGCGCACUCAUAACAAAUGACAACAUUAGGGAUGUGGCGACAAGCUCAGCUACAAACUCAUGCCGCGCCAGUCGGGAUCCGAGCCGCCGAUUCCCUUAUUUCUUGUUGUGUCCUGGCCGGUGUAUGCUGUGGGACAUCGGAUGUGUUGGGUGGAUGUGCGAGUUUUCACCGUGUCACAGAGAAGAAGAAACAGUAAUUAAUGUGGAAGUGGAAUUCCCAAAUUGGUUUGCAUUUGAGCCACGGGUUGUUCCACUAACCUUACGUGCAGCAGGAGUCCAAUACGGAUGCAUGGCACACAGCAACUGGGAUACGCAUGAAAAAUAAAUGUCUCACGUGUACACUGCUGUGUCAAGCCAAGGCGCAGGCCCAAAGCACAUCAGUCACUUACAGUAGGUGGGCUAACUCAUUAAAUGUCAACCGAAAUUCCGAAAUGCGUUUUCGUUUAGAAAAAAUUAACUAAGAACGGUUGUAAAACUAGUCAGCCUGCAACAUGAUUCUAUAAUAUUUCAGUUACCUAAGGAAGCCGGCUUUCAAACGAACUUCUUUCCAGCUGUAUGCAAAAACUACACUCUGUAAAAAUGACUACAUAAGUAGCAUGUAAUUUUCUCCUUGGUUUUCGAUUACCUCAAAAGUCCAAUUAUAUUUCAUGGGAAACAUGCACAAAAAUAUUCAUUCUUUUGCCCAUUCGGUAGAAAACUACGCCUUCUUCUAAGUUUAUACUCGGAGCAGGGACAUGAUUCGGUUUUAAAAAAAGUUUCUAAUCGUGAGACUUGUAAAUGCCUUGAAAUGGCCGUCCAUAAAUCGUCAUGUCUCUGCAUUUACCAUUGUGGCUUGUAAAGUCAACAAUAUGGCUCAAAACCCCCGCUAAAUUUUAUGGACCCCCAUAUGGUCCCCUUUCAGUACCGUGGAGAAAUAUGUGGUUUUCCGAACGGAGAAACUAUACGGCUAGUAGUUUGGGAACCCUAAAUCCAAGAGUAAAUGUGGAGCGGAUUAAAAAUUGUUCGGGACUGGGAAAGUUUGUAAAAACCGAAGUAUACCCUUCCUUCGAGUGAACGAUUGGAAGAAGACGUAAUUGUCUACCGAAUGAACAUUAAAAUGAAUAUUUGUGUGCCCGUGUUCCAUGAAAUGUAGUUGAACUUUUACGGGCAUCAAAAAUCAAUAAGAAGAAUUCAUGCUACGCAUGUAGUCGUUUUUUUACUGAGUGUGGUUCUUCCAUGCAGCCGGGAGGGAGUUAAUUCGAAAGCCGGCAUCCUCAGGUAACUGAAAUAGUAUAGAAUUAUGUUGCAGGCUGGCUAGUUUUACAGCCCUCUUUAAUCAGUCUUUUCGAACCGAAAACGCAUUUUGGAAUUUCGGUUGACAUUUCAUGAGUUAGCCCACCUUCUGUAGGUGCGAGUUUUUGCCGUGCGCUCUCUCCUGCUCCCUGUAUCCUUGACUCUGUCUUGACACCGGUCCACGGUGGGGAGGAGAGAGAGCGCGGUAGAUGCUGAGAGAGUCUGCCAUCACACUAAACUAACACACGGGCUAGCCAUCAUCCCGGCUUUCGCCCUGCCGUGGUGCAAACGGUGAACAUCGUCGGCAACGACGGCCGAACAGUCAAAUGGUGAUCUUAUGGCGCCUGACAAGUCCCUCAAACCGAGGGUCGCUGUCUUAUGUCCGGCCAGUCAAGUAGACAUGCAGGGCACGUUUUCCGGUGGGCGGACGUAUGCGCCUCUCGUUCGGUUAUCACCUAGCUCAAACUUAUUCCUCGUCCUCGUAGUGGAUACAAUUCUUCCUCUACUGGCGCCUGGAUGCACCUUUAAAGGAGACUGUGGUGAAGACAUUGACAAGGUCCCCUCGAGCUACCCUAAGCUACUGGGCCAGCGCCUGUUAGCAACAGCAGAAGCGGCCGCCAUAAGGUUACGAAAACCGACCAUAUGCGCCCAAAAGAUCCUUGUUCAGGCUCCGCGCUUACCGUGGUCAAAGGUUGACUAAUCACAUACAACUUUCUGCUCCCUUCCGCUCUUGCCUAUCCUGGAAUUUAAAAACCUAACUUUUAUCGAUUUUUGUUUCACUCACUGUACCCCGCCCUAUGUAACUGCAUUGGCCUGAUGAGAAUUUAUCGAAAGGAACGUUCACUCGCCACUGUCUCUUCUGAACAUAGUGAUGGGGAUUUUCACAACUUUAAAUGACAAAACUUUUAUAACGCCCAUAUGUGCCACUCAACCGCUCGCAAUCGCGGGCUACUUGUCUGUUUUGAAUUUCAGCGCGCUUGUUAGCAGAUACAAUUAAAACUUUUUACAAACAUUUAUUACAAAUGAUAAGUGCAACGAUCAGCAUAACUAUUCCAAACUAUGUGCCACUCACACACUGCGUCGGACGGUAGAGUGAUGUACUUUUUCGAGGCGUCACUGAAUAUUUGACGUAGGAUUUUUGAAGUCGCCUUCCUCAUAUUAUUCCAAUGUGCUUUCAAGUGCACUGGUUAAAGGAUUUCGGCAAAAAAGGAAAUAUUGAGUGUGCGUAGGCUGCCUCAAAUCCGACUGGAGAAGCCUCCAUGCAAUUUUGCAGAACAAGCUGUGUCUGAGGCGUUUACUCUUACACAUCGAUCGAUCAGUUUGUGGGGUAUCAUUAGUGUCCAUGGAUUGGACACAAUCGUGCAUUGAUUCAGUCCGGUCAUUUCAUUGGCUGAUGGGUGAGGAACAUGCCGUUGCCACUCCACCCAUUGGAUUCAAGGCGUUGAACAUCCAUUCAAAAUGGUCCCUUGUCAACGGGAGGUCUAGUGUAAUAGAUUAAGGUUACAGAGUACGCUGGUGUACGACUGCUCGCAUCCGGUAGGUGCUGGGAUAUGCAUUCAAACAUCAGAUCGCGUCGGCCUAAAGCGUUAAAGUGAACUGUCUUUGCGACCACCGCUGGCGUUCACAGUAUAAAAAACCAAAUCCAAAAAUUUCUGUAGGCUUCGUCCUCACAGUAUAGGGCUGGUAUUCUUCCUUUGUCGAUGGUCAGCAUAGAGUAAGCCGCUCAAUUCAUUACCUUGAUCCGCUCAUCCUGGUUAUAUAAGCUUGAAUGCAGGGUGCAUAUGAACAGAUUGAAAGUUGCACUGAAACUACCUGUUUUCCCUCCUUCCGUAACGGAGAGUGCUGAAACGUAUAUUUUGAGAAGGGCACCAGUCUAAUUGUCAUACAUUGUCAGAACAUACCAACACACACCAUCUUUCCCAACUCCCAUGAAACAUACGAAUUAAUCUAGACAGGCCUUACAAUCACUAAGAUAUUCGAUUUACUGUUAGCCACAUUCGUUAGAAAUUGUAACAUCAGCCUUUUCUUGCCGAAAAUGACUCACGCCCCAAGGAAUAGAAGCUAUAAAUGCAACAGUCGAGAAAUAACAAGCCGGAAGUCAAUAAAAAAGAGGUUCUUUUCCCUCUCCGGUGUUAAAAAGAAUUUUCUCAGUUAGGAAUUAAUUCCGUUUCACAAGAAACCCUCGAACACAUGACUUACAAACUAUAUUGACUGCAAUCAUUUUGUUUUCAAUAUUCAUCCAGUCAUCGUCAUGGUUACCGUGUGUGUCUGUCGAUUUGUCCUUACGGAGAACAGCGCUACCGCGGAAAGUACUUGUCUGUCUUUGUCUGCCUCUGCCGUGGAGAAUACGACGCCCUCCUCAGCUGGCCAUUUUCAUUCCCGGUAAUAUUUAAAUCAAAUGGCCUACUUCCAAACUACUAGUAGAAUGUUUAGAUUCAAUUUAUAUUAUUAUGCACUAUCUUACAGAUAACUGUAAAGUUGCUGGAUCAGGCUAUAGACCCGACUAUGAGGAAGGAUCACAGCGUCCUAAUAAGGCCGAACCCCAUACCAAGCAACAACGCCUAUUUGAAGCGACCAACAAGCGAACGUAACCAGUGCUUUGGAUCUCCGCGAUUUAUUGAGCUGGAACAAAUGAAUGCCCGGGAGUUCGUUGUGGACAACACCCUCUACCUGAAAGCCCUCUUUGAGAUUGAGACUUAG
This is a messenger RNA of Spirometra erinaceieuropaei, 31985 nucleotides long. The record is from the annotation of a GenBank genome assembly. Lineage: Eukaryota; Metazoa; Platyhelminthes; Cestoda; Diphyllobothriidea; Diphyllobothriidae.